Armigeres subalbatus is the source of this 1334-nucleotide messenger RNA. Its product is annotated as retinaldehyde-binding protein 1-like. The transcript is spliced from 2 exons. The coding region runs from base 169 to 1149 and encodes 326 amino acids. Gene Ontology annotation, cellular component: membrane. Lineage: Eukaryota; Metazoa; Arthropoda; Insecta; Diptera; Culicidae. Gene Ontology annotation, molecular function: phosphatidylinositol bisphosphate binding. The record is from RefSeq and is a predicted model, not a curated record.
GCAUAGUGCAGAGCUGCGCCAGUGCGAGUGUAUCUCUCUUCGUGAUCGUUUGAUAGUUAGGUCAAUUACUGCUCAGUGCGCUUAUUUAGGGAAGAACAAGUCUGGUCGUCGGUUGUGAAUCGUAAAAGCAAAAUUGUAUCAAUUUUUCGCUACUCGUCUACGCAAGUGAUGGCAGAUUACAAUGAUAAAAGUGAUAACAUUUCGUCAACAAUUGGAAACUGUUUGUUCGACUUCCCAGGACUGGACAAUCGUUUGAAGCGUAUUGCUGCGAAAGAGUUGAAUGAAAAUGAAAACGUGAAAAAACAAUCUUUAGAGCAGUUGCGAGAAUGGAUUGCCAAGAAUCAAAGAAUCAAAAACUGUCGUACGGACGAUCGCUUUUUGCUGCGAUUUUUACGUGUUAAGAAAUUUUCGGUUUUUAAAUCUAGUGAAAUGUUGGAAAAAUAUCUAACCAUGCGACAAAAGUAUCCCAAGUGGUGCAAAAAUCUUGACCCUUUAGACGAAGAGCUCCAGGAAGCCUUAGACUAUUGCGCCUUGCUUCCGAUCGGUCGUGACAGCGAAGGGCGAAUUGUGGUCAUAGGAGUCGUUCGAAAUUUUGACGCCCAGAAGUACAACUCGGAUCUAAUGAUUCGCCUGAACAUGAUAGUCACGGAAUCGCUAUUCGAUGAUGAAGCCAAUCAGAUAGCCGGCUUCACGCACGUGUUCGACAAUACCGACAUGACGCUGGCCCAUGUCACCUGUUGGACGUUGGAGAACAUCGCUGGAUAUCUCCGCAGCGUGAGCAAUGCCGUCCCGAUUCGUUUAAAACAAAAUCAUUUCGUUAACGUGCCGAGCUUUGCGGCCCAGCUCAGCAAGUAUUGUCUAUCGUUCGCAAGUGAAAAACUAAAAUCACGAAUUUAUUGCCACCGCAGUGUCGAUGAGCUGAAACGAAACUUUGAUGUGAAUCUGCUGCCUCAGGAGUACGGAGGGAAAGUUCCGCUGUCUGAAAUGAACGAACGUUUCAAGAAGUAUUUAAUGGAAAAACGGGAAAUGCUUCUUGCGUUGGACGAAAUGGAAAUUCAACUGACCGAUCAAGUAGAAACGGUCCACGGCAGUGUUGACAUAGUGGAUGCUGGUGCCAUUGGAAGUUUUAGAAAGUUGCAAAUUGAUUAGAUAUAGAUUUUCAGCUGUCUUCACCCUGGUCGUUGUUAUCUUAUCUGUUAUUUUGUGAUAUAUACACCGAUAUAGAUACAAUUUUGUCGAUUGUUAGUUGAAUAUAAUUAGGAAACCACAAAUCAAGCACGACAAAUGUUUAGAAAUAUUAUUUUGUAAUUUUAAUAAAAUAUGAUACACAAUAA